Macrosiphum euphorbiae (potato aphid) is the source of this 258-nucleotide messenger RNA. The record is from the annotation of a GenBank genome assembly. Lineage: Eukaryota; Metazoa; Arthropoda; Insecta; Hemiptera; Aphididae.
AUGCCUAUUCAAAUCGAUUCCAAUCUCGGUGUAACAGCUGCGCAAAUAACGUUCGGAAAACAAAUAACGAUUCGCAAUAUUUAUCUUCCCGACAGUCAAGACAUCACCACCAGCGGAGACUCGACGAAUAUAAUUAUGAAACGAUUACCGUCGAAUUUCGUAUCGCUGUACAAAGAGACCGCCAUGGCGCGAGCACGUCGCCGUGCCGAAUAUUGUUCCGAUAUUUUGCCGAAACUCCCCGAAAUCGAUCUACAGUAA